Messenger RNA from Oreochromis niloticus (Nile tilapia), 6634 nucleotides. It is a transcript of the gene large1, whose product is annotated as LARGE xylosyl- and glucuronyltransferase 1. The transcript is spliced from 15 exons. The coding region runs from base 1414 to 3687 and encodes 757 amino acids. Gene Ontology annotation, molecular function: glucuronosyltransferase activity; xylosyltransferase activity. Gene Ontology annotation, biological process: protein O-linked glycosylation via mannose. The record is from RefSeq and is a predicted model, not a curated record. Lineage: Eukaryota; Metazoa; Chordata; Actinopteri; Cichliformes; Cichlidae. Gene Ontology annotation, cellular component: Golgi apparatus.
UUCAAUAUCUACAAGAGGGCGUAAAAAUAUUAUUGAAAAAAGAAGGCAGGGUGUUUGGAAAACAGCUAGUUAAACUUAUCAUGCAUUUGCUAAUGCUAGCUCUGUUUCCACACAAAGUGUGGCUCAUAACUGAUCUCAGAGCAGAACUAGUGGCAGCUUGUCUUGGAUGCUAAUCACCCUUAAGUCCUGUCAAAGAUCUGAGAUUUAUCCCCAUUGCGCAUGUACAAACAACUAGAAAAAGCUGCUGGCCAAGGUCCAGCCAUUAGAGGACAUGGACAUGCCUGAGAAAUCGAGACAAACUCCAGUUCCCAAUGAGAUCCAAAGGAAGUGUUCUUCCAUUGACAAUCGCUGGCUGCAGCCACUGAUAUAAAGGAUGGAUGAAUAUAGGUGAAAUAUCCCAAUGGCAGAAGGCUUUGUGAGAUGAAAGGAGAUGGAAGGACAGAGAGAGACUUUGGUGUAUAUGAAGACAUGACAAGGCAAAUGUUGUUUGCCUUGCUUGACCUGACAGAGAGCCUGUAGGUAGGUCAAGCAAUGUCAACUGUGAUGAACCCAAAAAUCUCAAAACUGACCCUCAGCUUUUGUUUUGUUUUUUCUUCUCAGUACUUCGGUUCAAUUGUGUUUCGAUUGUGUUAAUUGGGCUGCUGAGGUCUUCAGCCCAUCAGUAGGUUAGUCAAUUCCAAGACUUCCAAUCCGUUUAAUCGACUCCUUUGUAUCCUCCCACACUUCCAGAAUCCAGCGCUGGGAUUGGAUGUUGGCUGCCUGUCAGGAAGAAAGAGCUGCUAUGUAUGUUGAGGCCGAAAACUCCGACAGAACCAGGACACGGACGAUGUUGGAAUAUCUUAACUGGAGGAUUUUAAAGUGUGUUGGGAACUCGGAGCGAUCUGAAAGUGGCCGAGCUUGAGCGGAGCAGCGACACCGGGUCUCCGUGUUCCCGCUGUGGACCGUCGCGGCUGUUCGUCUCUUGCCUGCUGCUCUCACAAACGCGAAGCCGGCGCUGUUUUAAUGAGACUGGAGCUGCCGUGUUUUCGACGCAGCACAGACCGGUGUGAGAUUAAGUCUUUAUUUAGCCCGAAGCAAAAGGAAAGGCUCAGAUGUCGCUGCUGGUAGCCGGGGCUAACAGCCAAGGCUGCUGGGCCACAUAAAUAUCCCGAGAAAAUCCCAACCUGAUGGAGCGAGUGAGCGACGGAGCACGGGCUUAUUUUGCGCCAGAAGGACCGUUAUGACUGAGCUGCAGGCUCAGCUCUCUUUUUAAAAAGCGCCACGGGGUUCAGUGCUGGGUAUUGAUUUGAUCGAGGGCUCAUAAAAGCAGCAUUUGGAGGUUAUCUGCAUCAGUGCUAUGACUCAGCCUGGACAGCAGCUCCUACCCACAUAGAGGUCACUUUACCUCUCUUUCUAUCUGCUUUGGUCCCGAGGAUGCUGGGAAUGUGUCGCGGGCGCCGGAAGUUCCUGGUGGCCUCCCUCGCCCUGCUCUUCAUCCCAGCACUUACGUGGCUUUACCUGUCAGUCGGGAGCUUUCAAGUGAAGCCCCUCCCUCUUUCUCCAUUGGAAGCCCUCUCAUCCACCCCAGUGGGCGGAGCUGGUGAACGGCAGGCGUUAGAGUUGCGGGUUCGGGUGGUGGAGGAAGAGAACCGGGCGCUGCGCCGAGAACUUAGCCGUCCACCUAGGAGCCCAUCUGCACAGCUUCCGAGCAAUAAUCAUCGUGGCAACCAAAGCCGAACACAUUCAGAGGAAGGCACAGGUGACAAUGAGAGCCAGAAAGCUGUUACAGUGGGUAAUAGCUCAGACUGUGUCCGGCACCCAGUGGUGGAUAAGUGUGAGACCAUCCAUGUGGCCAUUGUAUGUGCAGGUUACAACGCAAGUCGAGAUGUGGUGACACUGGUUAAAUCUGUCCUCUUCCACAGGUACAGCGGAAUCCCCCUUCAUUUCCAUUUCAUCACAGACUCCAUUGCUCAGCAGAUCCUGUCCUCCUUGUUUCAUACAUGGAUGGUUCCUGCUGUCAGGGUGGACUUCUAUGACGCAGAUGAGCUGAAGUCCGAAGUCUCAUGGAUUCCUAACAAACAUUACUCUGGGAUUUAUGGGCUAAUGAAACUGGUACUGACAAAGACCCUGCCAUCAGAUCUACAGAGAGUCAUCGUUCUGGACACAGACAUCACCUUUGCCACUGACAUUGCUGAACUCUGGGCCGUCUUCCACAAGUUCAAAGGUCAGCAAGUUCUAGGUCUGGUAGAGAACCAGAGUGACUGGUAUCUGGGGAACCUGUGGAAGAACCAUCGACCCUGGCCAGCACUGGGCAGAGGCUUUAACACUGGGGUUAUUUUGCUCCUCCUGGAUCGUCUGCGAAAGCUCAGAUGGGAGCAGAUGUGGAGACUGACUGCAGAAAGGGAACUAAUGAGCAUGCUGUCCACUUCCUUGGCAGACCAGGAUAUCUUUAACGCAGUGAUCAAACAAAACCCGUUCCUGGUUCACCAGCUGCCUUGCUUCUGGAACGUCCAGCUGUCUGACCACACCCGUUCCGAAAAGUGCUACAAAGAUGUGUCCGACCUAAAGGUGAUCCACUGGAACUCUCCAAAGAAGUUGCGAGUAAAGAACAAGCAUGUGGAAUUCUUUCGGAAUCUCUAUCUUACCUUUCUGGAGUACGAUGGCAACCUUCUGCGACGAGAGCUGUUCGGCUGUCCCAGUGAGGCUGACCACAACAGUGAGAAUCUCCAGAAGACACUGUCAGAGCUGGAUGAAGAUGAUCCGUGCUACGAGUUUCGUCGAGAGCGAUUCACUGUCCAUCGAACACACCUCUACUUCCUGCACUAUGAGUAUAAACCCAGCUCUGACAACACAGAUGUCACUCUCGUCGCCCAGCUCUCUAUGGACAGGCUCCAGAUGUUGGAGGCGAUCUGUAAGCACUGGGAAGGCCCCAUCAGCCUCGCCCUGUAUUUGUCAGAUGCUGAAGCCCAGCAGUUCCUCCGCUAUGCUCAGGGCUCUGAGGUGCUGAUGAGUCGGGGGAAUGUCGGUUACCACAUUGUCUACAAGGAGGGUCAGUUCUACCCAGUCAACUUGUUACGAAAUGUGGCCAUGCGACACGUCAACACACCCUACAUGUUCCUAUCAGACAUUGACUUCUUGCCUAUGUACAGCCUCUAUGAGUAUCUCAGGAAGUCUGUGGUGCAGCUGGACAUGGCCAACACCAAGAAAGCUCUAGUGGUUCCCGCCUUUGAGACACUUCGGUAUCGACUGUCAUACCCGAAAUCUAAAGCCGAGCUGCUGUCUCAGCUGGACAUGGGCACACUCUUCACCUUCAGAUAUCAUGUGUGGACUAAAGGCCAUGCACCAACUAACUUUGCCAAAUGGCGGACAGCCACCACUCCCUAUAGAGUGCAGUGGGAGGCUGACUUUGAGCCCUAUGUUAUGGUGAGGAGGGACAGUCCUGAGUAUGACCGCCGCUUUGUGGGCUUUGGCUGGAACAAGGUGGCUCACAUUAUGGAGCUGGAUGCACAGGAGUAUGAAUUUGUGGUUCUGCCCAAUGCUUUCAUGAUCCAUAUGCCUCAUGCACCCAGCUUUGACAUCACCAAGUUCCGCUCCAAUAAGCAGUACCGGGUCUGCCUGAAGACCCUGAAGGAGGAGUUCCAACAGAACAUGUCGCGGCGGUACGGUUUUGCCGCCCUUAAGUACAUGACGGCUGAAAACAACAGCUAGCCACCACUGCGGACCCUCGUAGCCCCAACUUUGAAAUACUGACAUGUUCCACAGGCUGCACGAGGGGAGCACAGUGUGAACGGAAGCCUGUGUGGGUCCUGGGGAUACUUUGAGACUUUAGUCCCUCAGAACAUUGGACACUGAGUGUGACACUGCAGGAGUUCUUUUGUUCCAACUUUGUCAUCAGUUGUGGAUAAAGGAGAGAAUCUGUGAAGUGUUUCCUUCUCCCAGGAUGUUAAAGCUAUGAAUGAUUGCACAAGGGACUGCUGGGGCUGGGCCCCAGGUGUGUGGGCCUCAAGCUUCAGUUAUGGAAUAUGAUAGACAGCAAACAAAAAUAUUGCCUUGCCAUAUUUCUAAGACCAAUGACAGUGUUAUGGCUAUGUGUAACAUUGUGUGUGUGUGUGUGUGUGUGUGUGUGUGUGUGUGUGUGUGUGUUCUGCCAGGACAGUGCUUAGCAGGGUGUAGAGCAUUGUGGACUUGAUAGGCUUUCCAAAACUAUGAAUUAACAGGAAGCUGCAGUAUGACUGACAGCACAGCCCCGACUCCAAUGCAACCGAUCUGCAGGCAGCAAGACAAAGAGGUCAACAUGUUGACAGAGAGUUAAAAAAGCUUAUUGUGAUGAGUGAGACACACUCAGAUACUGAGGGUAGCAGCCAUCUGACCAUCUGCUGCUGCUGAAUUUGUUUCAUGGCUGAUACAGAUCAGAAUAAAUCUUCCUGCUUGUAUGACAAAGAAGCUAAAAGUGUAAUAAUGGCUGGAGGCCAUCCGCUUGGUUAAUAUUCAGGGGAUCUCCACAUCAGCCCUGUAGUGUGUCUUCUGUUUUGGUACGACUACAGAAUGUGACAGCAGAUGGAAGCAUUGUGGCUUAGUUAGCUGCCUCCCAUAACAGAGUGCAGCAACAAGGCCCAACAGUCAGCAUUAUCUAUGAGCAGGUUAAAUGGCUGAUGGGAGGAUUGGAAAUCUGUAAAAAUCUACCAGUUCCAGUUAGGAGAGUCCCAGACACUUUCUUCCUUACACUCGUUCUUUCUCCCUCUGGCCUCUAGUUUGACAGCAGUUCAAUUCAGUUUUUUUUUUUUUUUUAUAUAUAUAUAGCACCAAAUCACAACAAUAGGUGCCUCAAGGUGCUUUAAUGUAAGGUAAAGACCCUACAAUGAUACUAUAGCAGCCAAAUGAGCCAAUAACACAGUGCCAGUGUGCGCUCUCUUGUUUGUGAGAUGUCACACCAUCAGUUGGUGUAUCGUCAUCUCGUUAUUGGUCUGGUAUGAAUGUUGUGCCACUAAUCUCAUGUUAUCUGGAGAGGCUGUGGACAGACUGGCAGCCAUAGAGUCCUGAUAACAAGUCACUGCUGGGCAUUAAUGUCCUGUAUGAUAUUAUAAAGAAAAACUAAAGUUAGAUACGGGUCUAAAGACAACAGGAACACAAAUCACUGCAGGAAUAAUUUUGUAAUCAAUACAGUGAAACUGAAAGUUUUGACAUGGAUAUUAUGGAAUACUUGAAAAAAAUAUUGAAAAAACAUGAUAAUAUGAUGAUACUGGUCUUGGUCAAAUAGUGCAAAAAAUAUCCUCCUAUGUCUUUUCCAACUCACAUGACUUCAGUGGAAAACAUCAUGAGGUCAGGUGAGGAAAGAAGUAGUGAAGCAGAACCCCGGUAUUUAACCCAGAUUUGCCCCAUGAGUCACAGUGUGAAACGGCUGUGUAAAGGUCAGAGCGCUCCUCCUGUGCACUGCUCACAUGGCUGUAGUCAAAUUAUUUCAUCUUGGCAAUACAGCAAUAUCUAAUAUAGUGUAUGAUCCUGGGGUGUCUGUAGCUCAGGAGCUAGAGCAGGUCAUCUACUGAUCACAAGGUUAAUGGUUCGAUCCCUGGCUCCAAGUUGCAGGGUCUCUCAAGCAUCCAUCAGUUUGUGAAUGUUAGAUAGGAAGCACUGAAAUGAAAGUGCUUCUGUGAAUGUGGGUGUUGUAUAAAGUGCUCCAGGAGAGUAGAAAAGUGUGAUAUAAGAAUCAGUCAAUUUACCUUUUUUUUGUUUGUUUGUUUGUUUUUUAAUUGAGUCUGCUUUACAAAGCGUUUCACACAGGGAUGAACUUCAUGCAAAGGUCAUUUUAAGAACAGUUCAUUUAUGGAUAUAACAAAUUGUUUAAAAAAUAUAUAUCUUUGACUAGGAUGUAGAUGAUGAUCUGGGUUGCUUGUCAGUCCACUUAUAGGACACCAUCACUGCUUUCCUGUCAUAGGAAAUAAAGGCAGCACUGAACCACGUUUCCUGAAUUCACCCUGAAUAUAAUUAUGACUCACAUUCUUCUGUGCAGCUUCACCCAGCUAGGAAAAGAAAAUCUGAUUAUCUGAGCACAGCUGCUGCACUUGUGUUUCCUGGUACCCGCUGUACUUCAGUCAUGAGCGUGGUGGUAAAGCAACCUGUUACCUAAGCAACCAAAAUUGAAUAAAACUAACACAUGCAUUUUAAUCCACGUCAGUCCUUCUUCCUGCAGGUUAAGGGUGUAAAAAUUGUUAACUGAAGGUGCAGUCAGCUGCAGUUAUGGAUCCACUCUUCCACUUUGAGCAGCUGGCGGCACAUCAGCCUCUGUCAGGUCCCAGCCAGGAUCAGAGUGAACGCGUCAUUAGGCAGCAACUUGUCACUUAGUCCUAGUCUCCAAAAAACUCCCUGGACUCUAGCAGAGACACACAAACUUGAUACUGAUGUAAAACUAGAGGCCUCUCUCUCACACACACACAUCACAGUGAUCUCUCACCCUGUACAGGAAGCUGCACAAGGUCUUGGUGCAGGUUAGUGUGUAUGAGUGUGAAGAAGCUAUCUAAGUGACUGUUGUAUGAUAUUCGGUCUUCAGCUGUGUGAAGUGUAAUCUGUUAGCCUUGCAGGGCUGAGCGGGGCUGCAGUGUGUAAGUAGGACAGUGCUGAUUGAUGCUGCUACCUGAAUAAAAGCAAAGAGUCAAAGCGU